Molecule: messenger RNA, 1931 nt
Organism: Musa acuminata AAA Group (dessert banana)
Lineage: Eukaryota; Viridiplantae; Streptophyta; Magnoliopsida; Zingiberales; Musaceae
Product: serine/threonine/tyrosine-protein kinase HT1-like
Exons: 3
Coding region: 677-1747 (356 amino acids)
Biological process (GO): signal transduction; protein phosphorylation
Cellular component (GO): cytoplasm
Molecular function (GO): ATP binding; protein kinase activity
Source: RefSeq, a predicted model, not a curated record
AUUGAGUCCAUGUUGGGGGUAUUCGAGAAGGGUGGAGUCGGCCUUCUGUGCUGCUGCAGCUGCAGCUGCAGAUGAACGACUGCUAACCUUGUCUGCCGAGCCGGACAUCGUCCCACGUUACUCCCACCGAGUCUUUUUCAUCGCCUCUCUCUCUCUCUCCUCAUCUGAUUCUGCAACCUUCUCCUCUCCUUCCAUGUGAUCUCAGAGGGAAGCGUAAGCAGCACCAUAGGAAAUACGGGGGUUAUCUUCGAGUCCAAGAGUGAACAUGUUACGAUUUUUCGGGAUUUCUGCUCUUGGUUUUUGGUGUAAGGGUUCCAUCUUGAUCUGAGUUUUUCUAUGUUACACUUCUCCACUCAUCUUUCUUUAGAAGCUUCUGGUUGUAGUCAGAAACCCUAGAGCCUGCGAAAUGUAGGCGAAACGGGGGUGGGGGGAAGUUUUGGUUGCAGUUUUCGGCUGUCCGCUUGAUUCGCUCCAAGAACGAACGAGUUUCUAUCUUUUUCCCUGCUUUUCAUAGCUCGAUUCUCAAGUCCUCGCGGAGUCAAGUUGAGAUUUUUAAGCUGGUUUAGUACGGUACAGCAGGAAAUUUGUGCCUGGAGGUGCUCUUUGAUGGUGGUGGUGGUGAUAGUGGUGGUAGAUUUACAUAUCUCGUAAAGGGUUCCUUGGACGAUCAGACCAGAUGAAGGUCUUAAACUGCUUCAAGGAGGAGAAAUCGAUUAGGAACGCUAGAACGCAGCGGAGGCUUUCUCUCGGUGAGUACAGGAGGGCAGUGUCCUGGUCCAAAUACUUGGUGUCCUACGGCGGAGAGAUCAAAGGGGGCAGGAAGGAGCAGUGGAGCGCGGAUAUGUCCAAGUUGCUCAUUGGGAAUAAGUUCGCGACGGGGCGACAUAGCCGGAUCUAUCAUGGGAAAUACAAGGAGAGGGAUGUGGCUAUUAAGCUCAUGAGCCAGCCCGAGGAGGAUGCUGCCCUGGCUGCUGCUCUGGAGCAGCAGUUCACCUCAGAGGUUGCUUUGCUGUUUCACCUCCGCCAUCCCAAUAUAAUCACGUUUGUGGCAGCAUGCAAGAAACCUCCUGUCUUCUGCAUCAUUACUGAGUACAUGGCAGGUGGCUCUCUCAGAAAAUACCUUCACAAGCAAGAGCCAUAUUCACUUCCUCAUAAUCUCAUUUUGAAGUUCUCUCUUGAUGUUGCUCGUGGAAUGAAUUAUCUUCAUUCCGAGGGAAUAAUUCAUAGGGAUCUUAAGUCAGAAAAUAUACUCGUUGGAGAAGAUCUUUCCGUGAAGGUAGCAGAUUUUGGAAUCUCAUGCUUGGAAUCUCAGUCUGGCAGUGGCAAAGGUUUUACGAGUACUUACCGUUGGAUGGCUCCUGAAAUGAUCAAGGGAAAGAGCCAUACAAGGAAAGUCGAUGUGUACAGUUUCGGCAUUGUUCUAUGGGAAUUACUAACAGCGCUGAUCCCCUUCGACGAUAUGACUCCUGAACAGGCUGCUUAUGCGGUUGCACACAAGAAUGCUAGACCACCUUUACCUGCUUCUUGCCCUGUGGCAUUCAGCCAUCUCAUACACAAGUGCUGGGCCACUAACCCAGACAAAAGAUUGCAAUUUGAUGAAAUCAUUGCUAUACUCGAAAGCUACGAAGAGUCUCUCAGAUUGGAUCCAACAUUUUUCCUAUCCUACAAGCCUGUUCAGCAACAGACUCUACUCAGAUGCUUCCCUAGGCGCACUGCCGUGCGGAAAUCCAAUCCUCUCGAAGCUUGAAGUGAUGUUGUGCCGGGCACAAGCUGUACUUUUUCUUUUUCCUAUCACCUGUGUCAGCCUCUCCAAAACAGGAUGAAGGCUCGGUAUUAUUGUCUAUUUCUUUUUUUUUUCUUGCUUUAUUUUGAGAAAGCAUGUACAAACCAUGGUGGUAUGGAAUUAAAAUUGCUGUGGCUUCUUGGCAUAA